This is a messenger RNA of Neoarthrinium moseri, 1488 nucleotides long. RefSeq lists its product as uncharacterized. The transcript has 2 exons. Gene Ontology annotation, molecular function: polynucleotide 3'-phosphatase activity; ATP-dependent polydeoxyribonucleotide 5'-hydroxyl-kinase activity; double-stranded DNA binding. The coding region runs from base 1 to 1488 and encodes 495 amino acids. Gene Ontology annotation, biological process: DNA repair. The record is from RefSeq and is a predicted model, not a curated record. NCBI's taxonomy places the organism in Eukaryota, Fungi, Ascomycota, Sordariomycetes, Amphisphaeriales, Apiosporaceae.
AUGACGUCGGAACCCACCCGCCCCAGCACCACGCAUCUUCGAGCUUCACAUUCAUUCCAGGCCAGGCCGGCACAGCUUUGCUCAUCGACGGUCGCUACCAUGGCGCCCUCAAAGCCAGCUUCGCCGCCGACGAACAAACGGAAGAUCGACGCCCCGAUCUCCCCUCCGCCGGUGAAGAGGACGGCACAGAGCAGCAUCUCCAAGAGCGCCGUCAGCAGCUUCUUCACACCCACGUCGCAGAAGCCCAAGGAGCGCACCCAGUGGUCCGAGCGGGCCGCCGACGAUGACACGCCCGCGACUCUGCUCGUUGGCCGCUACGAGCCCGAGAAGCUGGGCGAGUCCGACCGCAGGAAACGCAGGAAGAUUGCCGCCUUCGAUCUGGACUCGACCCUGAUCACCACGGCAUCAGGUAAGAAGCACGGCGAUGACCCUGGCGACUGGAAAUGGUGGGACUCGAAAGUCCCGGCUAGGCUGCGGCAGCUAUACAAGGAUGAGGACUACCAGGUGGUGAUCUUGAGCAACCAGGCUGGCCUCGCUCUACGCCCCGACCCCAACUCGAAAGGGCCGAAGAACUUGGGCAGGGAUCGAGUCACAAAAUUCAAACAGAAAUGCAGUGCCGUCUUGACGCAGCUCGAUCUGCCCACUACGCUCUACGCUGCUACAGGGAAGGACAUCUUCCGGAAACCCAGGACGGGGAUGUGGAAGGAGGUCUGCGAGGACUAUGACAUACCGCAGGACGAGGUCGACUUGGAAAACAGCAUCUUCAUAGGCGAUGCAGGCGGGCGGACUGCCCAGCUCAAGACGGGCAGCACGUCAGCCGUGGCCAAGGACUUCAGCUGCUCGGACCGCAACUUCGCGCAUAACGUGGGAGUCCCUUAUAAGACCCCCGAGGAGUACUUCCUGGGUGCCAAGUCCCGCGACUUCAGCCGCGACUUCGACCUGGCGAUCUACCCCUAUCCCGAGACGGCCGACGGCGCCGACGUCGUGUUCGAGAAGAAGCACGACCAGGACGUGGUGCUGUUCGUCGGGCCGCCGGGCGCCGGGAAGAGCACCUUCUACUGGAAGCACCUGAAGCCGCUGGGGUACGAGCGCAUCAACCAGGACACGCUCAAGAGCCGGGCGCGGUGCUUCAAGGCGGCGGGGGAGGCUCUGGCGUCGGGCGCGUCGGUCGCCGUCGACAACACAAACCCGGACGCCGACGGGCGCGCCGAGUGGGUGGCGCUCGCGCGCAAGCACCAGGUGCCGGUGCGGUGCGUGUGGUUCCGGACGCCGCUCGGGCUGUGCGAGCACAACGACGUCGUGCGCGCGCUCAACCGCCCGCUCAACCCCGAGGCCCGCACCGCCCUGCCCAAGCUGGCCUUCAACGGCUUCGCCGCCCGCUUCAAGGAGCCCAAGGCCAAGGAGGGCUUCGAGGACGUGGUCGAGGUCGAGUUCAGGUUCCGGGGCUCCAAGGACGAGUACGCCAUCUGGGGCCGUUACUGGACGUAG